AUGGCCAAGCGACCUCUAGGACUCAACAAGGCCAAUAAGAGCAAGAAGAAGAAGCUCGACAGCGCCGAGAAGGCCGAAAAGGCGGUGGCCAAAGAAAUCUCGCCCGAAAACGACGAAUCGGCCGAGCCAGCGCCCGCUCUGACACUGGAUGCCGAUGAAGAAGACGACAUGGGCCAAUUGGAGAGUCUGUACAAAAACUGGACGUCGUCCGAGCGUGACUCACCCCGUAUUCUCCACGGAGUGGUCCACGAGUGCGAUUCGCUGCUCCAAAAGGCCAAGGGUGAGGGACUUCCCGCCCGUUUCCACGAGAUCUACGCAGCGUCUCUGCUUGAUCUGGCUGAAUUUGCCGACAAGAAGAAGCCCGUGAAGAAGAAGAAGGUCAAGUCGGACGAUGUGGCCCCGGAAACCUCGGACAUGUUUGUGGACGCGGCUCUGGAGCGAGUCGAGACUGGUCUGGAGCAGUAUCCAGAGGAUGCCGGUCUGCUGUUUGUCAAGUCUAGAGCUCUCAAGCAGGAUAUCGACGAGAAGAUGAGUGCUGUAUCCAAGGAGGAGCGAAAAGAAACCGCCAAGAAGAUGAUUUCUCAGCUCAACAAGAUCCUGGAAGUGUUCAAGCUGGCCCAGAAGCAUGCCUCCACCGUGACUCCAGCGCAGUUGGAUGUUGUGGAGGAGCUUAUUGAGCUGUCUGGCGCUCUGGAGAGCGUAGUCAAGCAGUCGGACAUUUCCGAAACCACCCUUGUUGCCUGCGAGAAGUUUUACAAUGAGAUUCUGGCCUCUGAGAAGGACGAAAACACCGUCAAGAAGGCCCAUCGGGGUGUCGGUACCUGCAAGAUGAUCGUUGCCGACUCUCUGUUGGACCUGCUUGAUGACGACGACGAAGACAAUGACGACACCGUGGAGCUGGCCAAGAAGAACCUCAAGGCUGCCAUCGAGCACUUUCAGAAGUCGGAGACCGACGAGGACGGAGAGUUCAUGGUCACUCUGGCCGAAACCAUGAUCCAGUACGGCAAUUUGUUCGAGACCGAGAGUGAUGACCAGAAAAAGUGGUAUGGAGAGGCCGUCAAGCGACUGCGGCAGGCCCAGCGACUGGGUGUUGGCAAGUACGACGAGAUGAUUCUGGAGCUGGAGGACGACUAA
Molecule: messenger RNA, 1134 nt
Organism: Yarrowia lipolytica CLIB122
Lineage: Eukaryota; Fungi; Ascomycota; Dipodascomycetes; Dipodascales
Biological process (GO): positive regulation of SREBP signaling pathway
Cellular component (GO): nucleus
Molecular function (GO): protein binding
Source: RefSeq, a predicted model, not a curated record